AUGGACGCCUCUUCGUCGAAAAUGUUGUUUGGCAGCAAGCUCGAGCUGGAGAUCUAUCCACCUUGGAAGGAGCAUUACAUCAACUACCUCAGGUUGAAGAAGCUUUUGAAGGAAGGGGUGAUUCUUCAGGAUGCGUGGUCAGAGAAGGACGAAAAGGACUUUGUUAGUGCAUUAGACUCCGACUUGGAGAAGGUGUACUCAUUUCAGAGCAACAAGUAUGAUGAGUUGAACGAGUACCUCGAUGAUCUACAAAAGGAGACAGAGUCACCCGCGGCCAACUUUGACGUUCAGUCCUUUAGCAGCAAGUUGAAUCUGAUUUUGAACUUGACGCAGGAAUUGAAUAGAUUUCAACGUUUGAAUUAUACUGGGUUCAUCAAGAUCGUGAAGAAGCAUGACCGGUUGCAUCCCAAGUAUUCGGUCAAGCCGAUGUUGAACGUGCGUUUGAAGCUGUUGCCCUUUCACUCGGAGGAUUACUCGCCUCUUUUGUUCAAGAUCUCUGCGUUGUUUCAAUUCUUGCGUGAUAACUACGACGUGGACCAGUCUCUCUCGAAAUUGAGCUCCUUCAAUGACGACUCGGCUCCCGCAGACUACAACUCGUACAAGUUUUGGGUUCAUCCGGACAACUUGAUGGAAGUCAAGGCCAUUAUUUUGCGUCAUCUUCCUGUUCUUGUGUACAACAACAAAAAUAGGGAAAGUGCAUACAACUACGAUGACGAUGACGACGACGAUGAUGAUGACGACGAUGACGAUGGAUUCAAGUUCUCCAGGAACGACCCUACAAUUAACUGCUUGUACUUUGACAAUGAGAACUUUGACUUGUACAAUAACAAGCUUGUCAAAAGCCCUAAUGCCAACACUCUUCGUAUCAAAUGGGUUGGCAAGUUAAGUAACAAGCCUCAAAUUUCUUUGGAGAAGAAGAGCUUUGAAAAGAGCCUGGAAACAUAUGAUGUCGAUGAGAAAGUCACACUCAAGGAGAAGCAUUUGGAUAGUUUCAUCCGUGGAAACUUUGACAAGCAGAAAUACUUACGCAAGCUCUUGAAGAAGGGUGAUUCCCCCGAAAAGGUUGAGGAGCUAGAAAAGCACAUCGACUCCUUGUCAAAGUUCAUCAAGGAUAACCACGUUCAGCCAUGUCUCCGUACCCAGUACAAGCGCACAGCGUUCCAGAUUCCUGGUGACGACAAGGUACGUGUGGUUAUCGAUUCCGACAUCUACUUCAUCAGGGAAGAUGCUUUCGAUCAGCAGAGACCUAUCAGAGAUCCAACUAAGUGGCUCAGAACUGACAUUGACUCCAAGGUCAACAACCCAUUGUCUCUUUUGAGAAAAGGCGAGUUUGUGAGAUUUCCUUACGCCGAGCUCGAAAUCAAGAUCAAGAACAGGAAGAAGGGAAGAAGACUUGUGUGGGUAGACGACUUAGUCCAUUCGCAUUUAAUCAAGGAGAUUCCUAACUUCUCUAAGUUUAUUCAUGGCAUAGCCUCGUUAUUUUUGGAAGACGACAAGCUCGACAACAUUCCCUUCUGGUUCAACGAAUUGGAGUCUGACAUGAAGGUUGAUCCUCAACAGGCUUAUAUUGACACCAGAGAGAAAAUGGCGAAAUUGCAAAGUGACGAGGAGAACUUAAAGAAGUUCAAGUCGAUGUUAGCCAAUUCCAGCUCUCCUGACAUCUCGGCUAGAUCAAAGUCGUUCUCCGGCUCGCUUUUGGCAGCAGGGGAAUUGAACAGAGAAUCAGAGUCUAAAAUAAGUGAAACUGGCGAAGGCACCUCACAGAAAUCAAACAUUCUACAGUCAGUUACUGAAAAUGCAGUGUCAGAGCAAGACCAAACGCCUGUUUCUGGCGGCGACUUGGACCAGUCUUCUGAUGAUGAUUAUGACGAGGAUGAUCAUCGUAAAACACCAAUUCAGAAGUUGUUGAGGUUGCCCAACACUUUUUCCAAGUUACUUGAUGUCGACUCGGAGGAAGAAGAGAUCGACUUGCCUGCUGGUGUUGUCAAGCCUGAGCAGUACAUCAAGAAUGCCGGCCCCUUGAGAAUUGAGCCUAAGGUUUGGUUGGCUAACGAGCGUACGUUCAACAGGUGGCUUCAUGUUACCACUUUGUUGUCUACAUUGACCUUUAUCAUCUACUCCUCAACAAGCAGGGCGAACUCCUCUAAAUUGGCAGAAUACCUUGCCUAUAUUUACUUUGCUUUGACUAUAUUCUCAGGCAUCUGGGGUUACUACAUCUUCAUCAAAAGAAGAGGUAUCAUCAUGGAGAGAUCGUCUAAACAUUUGGACAAUGUAAUUGGGCCAUUGGUGGUCGCCUUUGGCUUGAUCUUUGGCCUCAUCAUUAAUUUUGUUUACGGAUUUCGUGCCAUUGCACUGCAGAAGGCAGAUGGGUUCACCGCUGCUGGGUUAUCCGACGACUUCUACACUAAGAACCCCACACAAAAGAAGAUCCUUGACAUUGUAUUCUAUCUCGUGGGUGCACAGACCUGA
This is a messenger RNA of Candidozyma auris, 2469 nucleotides long. It is a transcript of the gene VTC3, whose product is annotated as vacuolar transporter chaperone. Lineage: Eukaryota; Fungi; Ascomycota; Pichiomycetes; Serinales; Metschnikowiaceae. Gene Ontology annotation, cellular component: fungal-type vacuole membrane; vacuolar transporter chaperone complex. Bases 1 to 2469 code for a protein of 822 amino acids. The transcript has a single exon. The record is from RefSeq and is a predicted model, not a curated record.